UUCGCAUAUCCCCAGCUUUCACCUUCCACGAUACCCCCUCUAUUACACCUUCCAUCCCACCCCCCCACAGCCACAAUGUCCGCCAUCAAGUCAAUCCGCAGCAUCGCCCCACUCCUCGACCGCAUCCUCGUGCAGCGCCUAAAGCCCGAGGCCAAGACCGCAACCGGCAUCUUCCUGCCCGACAGCGCCGUCAAGGACCUGAACGAGGCGAAGGUGCUGGCCGUGGGUCCCGGCGCUCUGGACAAGGAUGGGAAGAGGAUCCAGCCGAGCGUGGCGCCGGGCGAUAAGGUGUUGAUUCCUCAGUAUGGUGGAAGCCCCAUCAAGGUUGGCGAGGAGGAGUACUCGCUUUUCCGCGACCAUGAGCUCCUGGCCAAGAUCAACGAGUAGACGACGCCUUCCGAACAGCGAACCGCGACCUCCCCCUGUAUCUUUACUGUAACACCAACCACCACCACCGCCGCCGCCCUUAUAACCCUCGACGAGACGCUAGCAUCUGCCGGCGUUCAAUUGGCUUGUUUGUGAUUGGGCCAUCUGUAUUGGAAGCGUUCUAUAUUUUCGAUGUGUGUAGUUGCAACAGCAAGAUAGGGAGGUCUAGGAAUAAUACAAACAUCUCUGCUCUGUUGAAGUUGGGGAACUUUACAUUGAC
Molecule: messenger RNA, 646 nt
Organism: Trematosphaeria pertusa
Lineage: Eukaryota; Fungi; Ascomycota; Dothideomycetes; Pleosporales; Trematosphaeriaceae
Product: chaperonin Cpn10
Exons: 4
Coding region: 76-387 (103 amino acids)
Cellular component (GO): mitochondrial matrix
Molecular function (GO): metal ion binding; protein folding chaperone; ATP binding
Source: RefSeq, a predicted model, not a curated record